Odontomachus brunneus is the source of this 7562-nucleotide messenger RNA. Its product is annotated as protein RRP5 homolog. Gene Ontology annotation, cellular component: nucleolus; small-subunit processome. NCBI's taxonomy places the organism in Eukaryota, Metazoa, Arthropoda, Insecta, Hymenoptera, Formicidae. Gene Ontology annotation, biological process: rRNA processing. Gene Ontology annotation, molecular function: RNA binding. The record is from RefSeq and is a predicted model, not a curated record.
UGACUAACUACCGGCCUCGACGAUGUGUAAGUAGUGACGAAGAGAUGAAGAGUGCCUUGACGAAGUGGAUUGAAGUACGUCGAAGAAGCGGAAGAGAGGACUGCGAUGUCUGUCUGGUAGUAGUGCCGAAGAACAGAGCGAGCACAGCGCGGGGUCACGGUUUUAUAGGGGAUCAGCUGGAAAUGGUUUGGUAGGAAAAAUAUGAAAUUUCGGGGAUCCUAGGUGUUGGAUUUGUUAAAGGAGGAAGGUAUGGGGUAAUGUUGCAGCCAGUAAUAAAUGAGUAUAUAGGGUUCAGGAGAUCUCUUUGGCUGGGGUUGUGGAUGGAGAAAAUCGUACGUUUAAGAAAGACGGUAAUUGGAGGAUUUUACGGUGGUGAGGGAAUCUUUGGAUAGAGCAGAAGACGGACCAAUCAGAACAGAGUAUUUCCAUCCAGCAAGAAAUCCAGCAUGAAAACAAGCAUCGGGUGCCGCUUGGCUUCAGACGGAACGAACGUAAAACAAGUUGAGCUAAUCACGAGCGUUCCGCUCAUUCCGCAUUGCGCAUACGUUCCGUCCCAUGUGAACGCACCAUACUCUCGCAGCGAUACGCAAUGCAAUAUGCGACACUUAAUAUCCAAUGAUUACGCUGCUAUUCCAGAAAAGCUGUACGUUCAUUGAAUAUCAAGCGUCGCAUCGCGCUGGCUGUGAGGACCAAAAAAUUUUGAACGGUGCAUAAAUCUCGAGUUCUCUUUGAGUAUUUUUCUUUCUUAUUGAAAUAAAAGUUAAGCCAUGAAAUUGUUACGUCCUGCACGGGUGUGAGUCAUACAAUUUAUCUAAAGCUGGCUUAAUAUCCGCGUAUCACAUGGGUUGCGUUCUUUUAUUUGCAACAGAUAUAGCUGAAUGCAUCUCAAGGAUACAUCAAGAUUGCACUUCUCAAGAUUACUAACUAAUGUAACUGUUAUAUAUCUGUGUUUGCUGGGUACGUAUUGGAAAGACGUAAUAAUAUAGUAGAAGUAAUAAAAAGAAUAUAGUAAAUACGACUUCUUUUGUGAAAGUAUCAAGAUGAAAUAUCAAGAUGAAAUACUGCAUUAUAAAAAGAUGUAAUAAUUCUGCUUAUGCAAAAAAAAACUAUGGGGAAACGUGUAGCAUUAUUCGCGUAAUAUUUCAUUGUAAUUGUAAUUAGUUAAAUUUUUUAAAUUACAUUAUAAAGUACCAUGUAAUGAUAGGACGAAUUUCCAAGGGAUAUCUUAGAAAUGUCUUAGAAAUGUUCUUGUGAUGUCUUAAAAACAUAGAGGUGUUCUCUGGAUGUCUUUACAGUCUCUCUGAAUGUCUUUUGGAAAUCUGUGCUCUCUAAGAUGUCAUAUUUAUAUUCAUCGACGUAAUAGUUCUCACAUUUUUUUCCAUUAGUGACAAUCGAAAAAUAUGGAAAUUAUUACGCUGGUAAAUAUAUUUAUAAACUGAUUAAGGGGGCCCACACGUGUUAAUGUGUAAGUGAAAUUUUCAUAUAAAGUAUUCUCGCGUUUGGCUGCAUAGAUUACCAAAUCCUUUUGUACACUUAAAGUAUAUACGUUAAUGGAGGCGGGAGUCUCAGAAUUUAUACGAAAAAUGAAGAAAAAAAUUAUAAACUAUUUUUCUCCUCACUCACUUGUCUCUCAGAUGAGUUUCUCUUUCACUUCAAUAUGGCAUUCACAGCUGUCACCUGCCAACAAAAUGUGUUUCAUACAAAAAUUUUGCAGUUUACACGCACAUGGAGAGUAUGUAGACAUCCGACUGCGGACUGAAUUAUGAAACACUGUUGGACCAUUAGAAUUUUUCUCAGAAGUGUAAUAUAAGAGGAUACUUUAUAUGAAAUUGAGUGUCAUUGUGUGCAUGAAAUGUUGAUAAAAUGUACUGAAAUCAAGCGGGUUACGAGUUUCCGAAUCUAUCGCAACGUUACGGCGGGGGCGUUGCGAUACUAGAAUAAGACCGAUGUGUUAUGGACGGAAAUUCUCAGCGGAACAGAACGUGCAAAUGAAUGACAGACAUUCUAUUGUAUUUAUGAAAAGAAUAGAGUACUUGUAAUUGUAUUGUCAGCGAGUGAAGUAGAUGCCUUGAUUGCGGAACAUGAUCGAUUAGAAGCAUUGGCCGAACAAGCGAAGAAGGACAAACAAAAGUUGUGAAAUUUUAUAUUAGAUAAGAAAAGAGAUGAAUAAAUCGAAAAAUAUAGUAUAGUGGCGAGAUUUAUUUUAUUAAAAAUUUAAAUCUUUGUAUUGUGUACUAUAAAAAUUAUCUCUUCUUGCUACACGUAUUUGUAUGCAUUUGUAUACACAGAAUUAUUUCUUAUCAAUAACAGUGUCAUCAUUAUUAUAAAACAACAAAAUUACAUAAUAUACUAAAAAUUUUCUUUAAGUUAUUAGGUAUGUUUGUACUCCCUUUUUUUCAGUAUUUCUUUUAUCUUUAUCGUAUAAACAUUGAGAUUUAACAAUUCUCUAUGUUGCGAAUUUUCUCAUAGACACUGAUCUUUUUUCUUCCAAAAGACAGAAUCAAUAUCAUUUUUAAUGAUAUUUUAGAACAAAAUUUAAUAAAAUAAUAUUAAUAUAAUUACUAAGGCACAAUCGCUGGAUUAUUUUUACCGUAAGAUGGGGUUACUUUGUGACUGUAGGGGUUACUUUGUGACACAGUGACUAUUGGUCAAUAGUGAUAAAGUGCUUCCGGCUACAGCCCAUAAAUGGCAUGGUAUGUUGGGCAAGAUUUUGGCGCAAAUUUUAGCUUACCUGUUAUCAUUGUCAUGGAGCGAGAUUCAAAAUAUAAAAAAAUGUCACUGUGUCACAAAGUAACCCCUACAAUCACAAAGUAACCCCAUCUUACGGUACCUCAAUUCUCAUCGCAUGCAGACAGCGGCUGACGCUCAAUGCUCGCUGCGUAUGAAAGUGAGCCAUAGACCCAUAUUCUGAAUCCUCUUUUAUCGUUAAAAAUGCCUUAAAUAUAGCUUUUCAGUUAAUCAGGUGGCUCUUAAGCCUCUUUUAAAGGCUUAUUUAUCGUUAAAAGAGAACUCAGAAUACGGACCAUUGUGACGAGCGCUAGUUUCGCACACACGCAGCGAUCGACUUGCUACUGAACCAUGCGUAAGCUAAAGUUUAUAAAAGUGGACUAAAAUGUAUCUGAAAAAAAUCAAAUUUGUCACAGAAACGUAAGGGAAUGCGUCAGAUGGCGAGCUUAAAUAUAAAAUUAAAAAAACAAGAAAACGAAAAGUGAGCGACAAUUUUCGUUUUCAGAAAUCAAUUCUACGCAUAAAAUAUACAAAUUCACAAAGAAUGAAAAAAAAACAUGAUAGGGGCGUUAUACUGCAUAUUUACCAAAUUGUUUUCACAAUAACUACUUGCAUUUGAGAGAGAGAAUACAAGUCAACAUUAAGUUUGCAUUUACUUAUUAAUAAAUUCGUGAAAAUAUAUGACAUGUGUAAUGUAGUGAUGAUACCAUUGUAGGUAUUCCAGAGUGGUUUAAAUUGCCGCUUUAAACUAUUAAUGUCCAUAAGGCAGUGCCCUGUAACCUAGUGUAUCAAGUAGUGUUAAAGUAGAUUCUGACUUUAUUUAAAUAAUGGUAAUGCUUCUUUGCAGUGCUGUGAGUUCGGAUAACUUUUGGUGUAUUCACUUUGGGCGCUUUGCGCUGUAAGCGUCAUUCUAUCUUUUUUCCCGCAAGUAAUGAGCGAUAAAGAUCGAAUGACGCGUAAACGCACAAAGCGAACGCACCAAAAGUUAUCCAACCUUGCAGCACUGCUGCUUUGCACGUGGUUUACACGUGUUCGUUCAUUUUGUACAUGUGCAGCGCACUAGCUUCUUGUAGCUAAUUCAACCGAAUUUUAUUGUAUAUUUAUUUAUUUCCCAUAAAUCAUAAAGGUUAGUAUUUAAUUUUAAGUAAUAUAACGUUCAUCGAAAUUUUCUGAAACAACAAACGGUAAUUAACUCAAUCGAAACAACCUUAUUGCAACCUAACCUAUAUUAACAUUCUUUAUUUCUAAUAUCUUAUUAUCACUUAAAAUAUUUUUAGAUGACACUGAAAGGCUUUUCUAGAGGAGGAAAGAAAUUUGAAGUUAAGAAAUCUUCAAAUGUGGUAUGUAUUUAAGAAACUUAUUCUUGUUUUACAUGUUCUUAUUUUAUGUGAUUUAAGAUGUUAAAUUAAUAACCAUUUCUAGAUUUUUGUAUUUAAAACCAAUAUAAUAUUUUGGUUUUUUAUUAAAAAAUUUUGGUGUUCUAUGUAAAAAUUUCAAAAAUUUUUAUACAAAAAUAGAAUGUAAUUAUAAUUAAUAAAAUAAUAAUUAUAAUUAAUUAUUAUUAAUUAAUUAUUAUUAAUUAUUAUUAAUUAAUAAUUAUAAUUAUAAUUAAUAAAAUAAUAUUUCUAUCUUAAAUAUUUGAUCAGAAGCCUACACCUAAUAAGAAACAUAAAACUCAGACUAAUAAACAAUAUAGUGACACAAUUGUAAAACAAACAAUUUUUGUUGCCAAUACUGCAAUACGUUUAUCUAAUGCAACAAUAUGUGAAGGAAUGAUAAUUCUUGGUCAGAUUUCUGGAGCAACUGAAUACGAAUUAAUUGUGUCUAUACCAGGUGGAUUUCUGGGAUGUAUGUAAGUCACAGAUCUUGGUGAAUCUUACACAAAUCUGUUACUGAACAUAAUUAACUCAAAGAAUGUUCAAACCGACCAGUUUAAAUCUUUACCAGACUUGUACAGUGUCAGUGAUUAUGUAGUGUGUUAUGUUAAAAGUGUAAAUCCUGAUGGAAAAUAGCUAUAUAGUUUAUCUCUGGAGCCUCAGUUAAUAAAUAAAAAUAUUGAUAAUAAUUAUCUUGUGAAAGGUAUAAAGAUAGUUUGUACUGUUAAGAAUAUAGAACAUUAUGGCUAUGUGGUUGACACAGGCAUAGCUAAUGUUAGAGCACUCCUUGCUAUCAAGUAUGUUAACAAAGAAAAGGAGUAUUGUAAGUAUAAUUAAAUUUGUAUAGCAAAUUUAUAAUGUGUGUAAUUCAACGAAUUAAUAUUGUAAAUUGUGCAGUUUCGGAUAAUAAAAUCAUGUGCGCCAUCAAGGAGAUAAAAACAGUAGAUCAGGUCUCUGUUAUCACAUUAUCAGCUAAGAAGAAAAUAGUCAAUAGUGUCAGCAUACACGACAUAGAAUCUUUGGAUGCUCUAACGCCAAGGACAAAACUGUGACUUCGCGUAACGAGAGUGCUUUCGAAUGGCUUGCAAGUUACGUUUGGGAAAGAUAACAUUGGAUACAUAAAUCAAAUUUACUUGGACAGUUCUUUAUCUGAGUAUGUGGAUGAUACAGAAGUGACCGGCACAUUAUUGUAUGUAAUGCCGACUGUGAAAUUUGCAUACUUCAGUCUGCUAACUGAUGUAUCCGAAGAAGAGAGGCUGAAAGUGGGUGAUAUUAUUAAAAAGGCCAAAGUUUACAGGGAGUCUAACGGGAUAAUAUUCAAGUUGACCAAAUCUAAUCUGCGCGGGUUCAUUUCUCUACAUAGAACCGAUGUGCCAUUUGACAAAAUCCUGACAGACUUUAAACAAGAUUCUGUGCAUAGAUGCAGGAUAAUCUCAUAUAACUGGAUGGAACAUCUUUAUGUCUGUACAAUGGAGAAUGAAAUUUUGCAGCAGAAAUAUUUUUCAGUCGGCGACCUUAAAAUCGGUAAUAUUCUCACUGUCAAGGUUACAAGAGUUGACACGAAGUCUGGCUUCGUACAGGUGCAAGCAGGAAAGAUUUACGGAAUUGUCGCACCGGAACAUGUAUCCGACAGUGGUUUAAACGUGUUGAAUACGUUGCAAAUUCAAGAUAACGUCGAAGCGAGAGUGUUAAGUAUUAACAACGAUAAACGCAACAUAAGGUUCACGUUGAAGCAGUCGUUAAUAAAGAGCGAGCUACCAGUUCUGCACGAUAUCUGUGAGGCGCGAUGUGGACAGGAAUAUCACGGUACAAUCACUAAGAUAAACAAGAACGGCAUAUUGGUGAGAUUUUACGGCGACAUUAAAGGAUGGGUCCCACGCACUGUAUUGGACAGCAACACGUCCGAUAUGAAUUGGAAUUACACAUUGGGACAGACCGUCACGGUGCUGAUCGACUCGAUCGAGAAGGACGAGGAUAAAAUGAAACUCAGAAUAAUCAUGGGAGAACAGAAACAACAACAGUCCAUUAACAUGAAGAUCGGGGAACUGAUCGAAGGAGUAAUAAUGGAAUCGUCCAUGGAAGGAAUACAUCUGAGAGUACGUAAGACCGACGAUGAGGUCACGGUUGGCUUCUUACCGGCCGGUCACAUGUCUCCGUGCAUAGAAAUCGGCGGUCUACUCGCGUCGAAAUGCACUCCUGGCGACACUAUCUCGGCCUACGUCUUUGCCACACAGCCGAGCGUGAUAAUGUCACGCACUUAUGUGACACAGGAGCAGUACAGAAACUUUCACACGCUGAAGAUAGGGGAUUGCAUUCCGUGCACGAUCAGGGACAUCUCGCAGGACGGCGUGAGAGUUAUCUUGCCCCUCGAGGAUUAUUCCACAUUCGGAUUUAUCUCAUACAAGAAUAUCAGCGACUUCGAGCUGUUGCGUGUGAAUCAGAUAUUGCUCGUUAAAAUCACGGCUAUUAACAAACGAGAGAAACAAUUGACGCUGACGAUGGGGUUGAAAGACGUGUGGGAGAGCUCUGUCGAGCACGGGAUGAAGAUGCUGUCGGCGGUGGAUGUCUUGAGCUUAUACCUCAAUAAAUUGUCGGAGCUGGCGACUAAUGCGUUUUACGAGAACAAACCGAUUUCGUUGGUGACUUUGGGUCAUAAAGUCACAGGCGAGAUCGAGAAGAUCACCGACCACGGUCUCGUACUUCGACUAGAUAAUAAACUGACGGGCGUAGUGCGCAAGGAUCAUUACACCGUCGAGCCUAAAGUCGGAGACAAGGUGUUCGGUACAGUUUUGUGGAAGAACUAUGUCCACGACUUCGUGGACGUGUCGUUGUUACCAAAGAUUGUGAACGGGAUCAGCUCCAAGCAAAGAAAACUACCGGAACUUCCUGACAAGCUUGUGCUGAGAGGAGAAAUCCUGAUGAUCACCAAUUGGUUGCUAAUCGUCCUCGUGAAACGCAACGGUUCAGGAUACUUAGUGGCUUUGCCUGUCCGUCGACAUCUGAACGAUCUCAGGACCAGCGGACUCAUCCACUCUUCCGACGAAAGCGAUGCAGAAGACAAGUUGCCGACCACAAAAAAAUCACAUAUUCCAGAAUGGGGGUUUAACUGGGACAACAAAAAAAGCUCGGCUGUAGUAGCUGUCAGCGAGACGUCCAGCGAUGAUGAAGAGAAGACCACGAACGAGCCGAAGCGAAAGAAGAAGAAGCUGAGCGCAGCCGAACGUCGGGAACAGGAACGGCAGAAGGAACGCGAGAUUCGCCAGCGGGAAGAGGCUUUAGCGAGCAAUCAGGUGCCCAACUUCAUCGACCAAUUUGACAGACUAGUCCAGCCCGGACAGCUCGUUGGUGUGGCUGCAAUAUAUGGCGUACCAUUUGCAAGCCACAGAGAUCGACAAAGCGAGGUCGGUCGCGAGACGGACUAUCAAGACAAUCAACUUCCGUGAAGAAAACCAACCUCCG